CGAUCCUCAUCCUCGAUGCCGGACCCUCACCCCCUUCACCAGACUCCUCAGCAUCCACCCCCCACGCCCCCAGUUCUGUACCGGCGAGGGACAUCGACCUUUGGGGCACUGGGAGGUCCGGUCAGAGGGCACCGGAAAAGGAGACGGUUGCACCCCUGUCCCCAGAACACCACUAAGAAGAAUACCCUGUUCCAGUUGAAGUUCACGGCAAAGCAGCUGGAGAAGCUGGCCAAGAAGGCAGAGAAGGACUCCAAGGCGGAGCAGGCCAAAGUGAAGAAGGCCCUUCAGCAGAAGAACGUGGAGUGUGCACGUGUGUAUGCCGAGAAUGCCAUCCGCAAGAAGAAUGAAGGUGUGAACUGGCUCCGCAUGGCAUCCCGUGUGGACGCAGUGGCCUCCAAGGUGCAGACGGCCGUCACCAUGAAGGGGGUGACCAAGAACAUGGCGCAGGUGACCAAAGCCCUGGACAGGGCGCUGAGCACCAUGGACUUGCAGAAGGUCUCUGCGGUGAUGGACAGGUUUGAGCAGCAGGUGCAGAACCUGGAUGUGCACACAUCGGUAAUGGAGGACUCCAUGAGCUCGGCCACCACACUGACCACGCCGCAGGAGCAGGUGGACAGCCUCAUCGUGCAGAUCGCUGAGGAGAACGGCCUGGAGGUCUUGGACCAGCUCAGCCAGCUGCCCGAGGGCGCCUCUGCCGUGGGCGAGAGCUCCGUGCGCAGCCAGGAGGACCAGCUGUCUCGGAGGUUGGCCGCCUUGAGAAACUAGCCGAGCCCUCCUGGCAGGGCCCUGCUUCCCUGGCCGUGACGUGCAGGAAGGGCCGGGGAGGAGGGCUCCAUCUCUCUCCCCAUGCCUCUUGCCUUUCUGCACACCCUGCAGCGUGGCCCUUCCCUCCAGGCCUGGGAAUUGUCCCUCUUAGCGUAGACGGUGGCUCUGUGUCCUGGUGGGUGAGUUUGCACAAUCUUCUGACUUCUGUGGGUUAUUUCUGUGACUCUGGGCUGACCAGCUCGGGGUUCUGCAGGCCCCCCUCCGUUCCCCCACCCUCUGAGAUGUUGACGGGGACCGACCAGUGGACGCCGUGUGGGCCAUGGGGGCCUUCAGACUCCGGGUAACGGCAGAUGUGCUCCCAGUGGUCAGCCAGUGGGUGUCAGGGCUUCUUCCUGCUGCCAGGCACCUGGAGGCCAGCUGGCUGAGCCCCACCUGGGAUCCCUGGCAUCAGGCGCCAUGCUCCACGUCCAGGCACGCCCACCCAGGGGGCCCCCAUCCUCGUUCCACUGUUGCCUCUGGAGGGCCUGGGGCCCCGAGGGGUGUGCUGUGUGUCCUGUAGGAACUCAGGUCUGCACUGCGGUCCCUCCCAGCGAGGAGCAGGUGGUCCACACUCCGGCUUGGGGUGCCGCGUCUGCGUUGUUCUCUUCUGUGCUGUAAAUAAUGGGUGCCUCCCCCCCACCCCUCGACUGGUCUCUUCUCCUGCCUGUGGGCUCACACCAUCCGACCUGGGAGCUUGCGUGCUCCGAGAGGGGCCCCUGGUGGGGCCAGCACUGGGGAGAAGCCAUGGCAGCCUCGGCCAGGCGGCUAGCAGUAGCUCCUCAUGAGUUCCUGGGACAGGCAGCAGUUUCUGUGUUUCUCAUUUCCUGAGGUUUACUUUGUUUUCUUGAAGCUUCCAGGGUAUUUUGUUUUUUUGCCAAAAUAGAAGGAGCAGACAGCAGAUGGGGAGCACUUGGGUCCAAGCCCCAUUCUUGGUGUGAGCUUGUGAGAACUUCAUGGUUGAUACUGAGUGGGGCCCGGCUCCGUGCACAGCUGACCACCCGGCCAGCCUUUCCCAGAGGCUCCCAGUGCCCACGCUGUCCUCAUACCAGUGGCUCUUGGAAAGAAAUGUUGGAGAUCUUUACCGUGACUUGCUACGUGUGAUUCCUCUGGACUUGCUUGUCCCUGCGUAUUCUGUGUGGUCAGUUGGGUUGGAGCAACCUGGAUGCCCGAGACUGGUGUGAGACCCCAGAGGGCAGGUCAGCGUGCUGUCUGGCUUUUCUUCCACAAUGCCGGCCUCGCCUUACUCCCUGGCUGUGGUCUCUCAGGAUGCCCACGUGCUGGGGGUUCAGAGAAGAUCCUGACUGUCCUGGUGCCCAGUGGGUGCAGAGCUCCACGGCUGUGGCUCAUCAUAGAGCAGUGGGCAUGUUUGCCCGUUUUCCUAAAGUGCUGUUGUGAGUAAACACAUUGAUCCCUGAGAACUUUCUCCGGCUUUGCUUUAGUGGCUUUCGGUAGGGUGGGGAGCCAUAGGGGGGCCCUUGAUAGGGCUCUCCAGCCCCCAUGCAGGAGGCUGAGGAGGGUACCUGGAGGAGGGCAGGUGGGGUAGGGUAUGCAUGUUCUCAGGCCCACACCCCUACAGGUGGAGCUAGAGUCUGAAGUAUUAAAUUUUCUUUUUAAGUUUUUACCUGGAAAUAACUGUAAACGUACAUAAAAGUGGUGAUUUGCACCGUU
Molecule: messenger RNA, 2472 nt
Organism: Zalophus californianus (California sea lion)
Lineage: Eukaryota; Metazoa; Chordata; Mammalia; Carnivora; Otariidae
Gene: CHMP1A
Product: charged multivesicular body protein 1A
Exons: 7
Coding region: 16-765 (249 amino acids)
Biological process (GO): protein transport; late endosome to vacuole transport; endosome transport via multivesicular body sorting pathway
Cellular component (GO): ESCRT III complex; multivesicular body
Source: RefSeq, a predicted model, not a curated record